AUGGAUUUAAAAGGCCAGCGGUUUACCCUUGACUUCUCCGACGACGAGGAUGAAUCUGGGCUAGCCUCUAGAAUUCCACAAAACGCCAUUCCUUCCCUGUCAUCUGCCUUUAUCGGCGACAUCAAAGAACGUUCAACUGCCCCACCUUCCGCCCCCAAACUUAAGAGUACUCCUACUGGAUUUCCAGAGCAUAAGAAGAGGACGAGGAUAUCUGCCUUCAAACAGCAGAGAGGUGGAUCUACAAAGUCGCCGAGUGGAGAUACGGAUAAUGCAUUCGGCCUGCCUACUUCACAAUCGCCUCAACCAGCGACAGGCGGAGUUGCUCUAGAUCCCAGCGCCGAUGAGACUGAACGCCGGCGUAUCGAUGAGGAGAACAAGAAGAAAUUAGAGAUGAUGUCGUCUGAGGAAAUAGAUGAAGAGAGACAAGAGUUGUUAGCCGGGCUGAAUCCCUCUUUAAUACAAAGACUUUUGAAGCGAGCAAAUCUAGAUGACGGGCGUGGCGAUACUGGGAUCGAAGCACCUUCCUCGAGCAUCGAGAAUGAAAAGCCGGCAGUACCACAAGAUGACAAAGAUGCUGUUCCAGCCCCCACGACUACUGGUAAACCAGUUAUAGCACCAAAGUCUGUGAGGUUUGAAGAGGAGGAACCCACACAACCCAUAGCUCUUCAACCGGCCUCGAAUCCCCCAACUGAACCUAUCCACAAUAUGGAACCAGCAGUACAUUUCCCCAACGCUCCAUCUGCCCCCGAUCUCGACCCCUCCGACCCCUCAUUCCUUGAAAACCUUCAUACCAAGUACUUCCCAAACCUUCCAGCCGAUCCUUCGAAACUCGCAUGGAUGGCACCAUUACCAACACAUGGCUCUGUAGUAGACCAAGAAUCCCCUUACUAUCCAGCCCAUGAAGCUCUCGCAGCAUCUGCACUCCGCUUUGAUUUCAGGGGCGGUCUACUGCCACCCCGAAUCUCAAGAGCAAUGCCUAGCACAAAAGGUCUACAUCAUCACGGCGAAGCCCCAGAAGCGGCAGGGUAUACCGUCCCAGAAUUAGCAAGACUUGCCAGAUCUGCCUAUCCUGCGCAGCGAUGUAUUGCGUUUCAGACUUUGGGUCGAUUGCUAUACAGAUUGGGUAGAGGAGAGCUUGGGUAUGAGGAUAGCGAGAUAGCCAAAGGAUUAUGGAAGUGCGUGGAGGAAGGGAAGAUUAUCGAGACUUUAGAAGAGGCUGCCAAUGCCGAGGGAGGUCAUCAAGGAAGCAAGGUCUAUGCUGUAGAAGCUACAUGGCUUUGGCGGAAGGGUGGAGGCAAGCGCUGGAAGGCCACCUGA
This is a messenger RNA of Lachnellula hyalina, 1317 nucleotides long. RefSeq names its product RNA polymerase II-associated protein (gene RBA50). Gene Ontology annotation, biological process: transcription by RNA polymerase II. Gene Ontology annotation, cellular component: nucleus. Bases 1 to 1317 code for a protein of 438 amino acids. The record is from RefSeq and is a predicted model, not a curated record. The transcript has a single exon. Lineage: Eukaryota; Fungi; Ascomycota; Leotiomycetes; Helotiales; Lachnaceae.